Molecule: messenger RNA, 1215 nt
Organism: Linnemannia hyalina
Lineage: Eukaryota; Fungi; Mortierellomycota; Mortierellomycetes; Mortierellales; Mortierellaceae
Source: the annotation of a GenBank genome assembly
AUGGCACCAGCCAAGACACGAUCAAAACACAGCACCAAUGACCACCACCGCUACAAGGCAGAUCCCGAGGACACAAACGACGACGACGACAUCUACGGCAUGCGCGAACUGAAACAUCAACUUGCCUCCCUAAACCUCCAACUCAAGGACACCAUGGGCGAUGGAAACUGCCUCUUCCGUGCCUGCGCGGACCAAUUCUCGGGCGCCGAAAAGGAUCACCCCGCCUUACGAGCAGAGGUGUGCCAGUAUAUUGAGGAUCAUGAGGAACAUUUCAAGUUAUUUCUGGAUAACGAGACAGUGGAGGCGCAUUUGGGCAAGAUGAGGCGGAACGGGACUUAUGGAGGGAAUAUUGAGUUGGUGGCGUUUGCGAGGAUGAAGAAUGUUGAUAUUAAGGUCUAUCAGCCGGGGUAUAUUUAUGUGAUUGAGGGAGUGGAUGUGAAGAAGGAGGGGUCUUCUCCUGGUCAACGACCCGUCAUGCAUAUCGCAUACCACAGCUGGGAACACUACUCAUCCAUCAGGAACAUCGACGGACCCUUCGAAGGACCACCCGAGAUCAACCCGCGACCCGUCAAACAGGAACCAUUACGGAAACUCACCAACCGGGAUCCACCUCGAUCUAUCGAACGGGCGAUCAUGAAGACCACGGGGGUGGAUGAUUUGGCGCUUGUAAGGGAGUUGAUGGAGAAGUAUCGCGGAGAUGUUGAUAGUGUCUAUAAUGACAUCUAUGAGCGGCAGUAUCCCGAGGAUAAGGAUGAAGGAAAGGAAGAGGAAGGUGGUGAUGUUAAAGGGGAGCAUGAAAAGCUGAGUAGUCAGGAUAAGGAAGCAGAGACGUCGAACCAGGGGGAGAAGAAAGCCAGGUUGCGGAAGGGCAUACUACGUUUAUCUACACCAAACGUCAACACAUCCGAUCCAGCACCACCACAAUCACCAGAAUCACAAAAGGACACAGGAUCGUCACCAGAGGACACAGAGCCGCCAUCCACCCCCAGCGAAGGUGUCAAGGGAGUCAUCCCCAAGAAACGGUUAUCUGCUCGGGAAAAGAAGGAGGCCGCUAAACGCACCCAGAAGCAGAACCGGAAAAAUAAGGGCAAGACGCAUCUUUCCGGUGGGGAUGAUAACUCUUCAUCUGAGAAAGCGUCGUCGACGCUUGGAGGUGGCGAUGGCAAGGGUGGUGCGAACACGACAAGCAGCACUAUGCGGGAGCUCUUUGUUUGA